Argentina anserina (silverweed cinquefoil) is the source of this 1374-nucleotide messenger RNA. RefSeq lists its product as uncharacterized. NCBI's taxonomy places the organism in Eukaryota, Viridiplantae, Streptophyta, Magnoliopsida, Rosales, Rosaceae. The transcript is spliced from 5 exons. Bases 1 to 1374 code for a protein of 457 amino acids. Gene Ontology annotation, cellular component: cytoplasm; Cul4-RING E3 ubiquitin ligase complex. The record is from RefSeq and is a predicted model, not a curated record. Gene Ontology annotation, molecular function: protein binding.
AUGCGAAGUAAUAAUGGCUUCUUUGCUAUUUGCAACCGUGAGACGGGACUACGGCGGCCCAGACGGUUUUCUCGUCAGUACUCUGCUAACCAGGAAAUUGUAAAGCAAAUAGAUCUGUAUGCAGAACUAGAAGGGCAUAACGAUCGUGUAUGCAGCAUGGAAUUCAAUUCCAGUGGUGAGCUCCUUGUGUCGGGGUCUUUUGAUAAUCAAGUCAUAUUUUGGAACUGGGAAACUAAAACUAAAAGAUUUUCUUAUGAUCCUGGACACUUGGAGGAAGUAAAUCAAGCCAAGAUAAUGCCUUUCACGAAUGAUCGGAGAAUAGUAACCGCUUGUGAGGAUGGUCAGGUGAGGCUAGGUGAGGUUCUAGAGGAUGGCCAAGUCCAUACAAAAUUGUUGGGAAAUCAUAUAGGCAUAAUUCACAAGCUCGCUGUAGAGCCUGGAAACUCCUACAUAGUUUACAGCUGUGGUGAAGAUUCCUUUGUUCAACACUUUGACCUGCGAAGCAAUACCGCUACAAAGCUAUUGAGUUGCACAAAAUUGAUAAGAGGAGAGCCGCAACCUGGCCGCACUUUAGAGUUGUAUCGGAUGGUAUUUGAUCCAUCAAAUCCAAACUACUUCUGCCUAGGAGGCACUGAUGCAUAUGCACGAGUCUAUGACAUAAGAAAAUGCUGGCGGGAGGCAUCUAGUAGUUUAACCAAACCUGUGAAGAUAUUUCGCCCUGCUCACCUGAAACGUACAUACGAUUUUCGAAUCACAGGGUUGGCAUACUCUAACUCCGGUGAGCUACUUGUGAGCUAUAGUGAUGAGCUCAUAUAUCUGUUCCAGAAGAAUAUGGAGUUGUUGCCUCCAUUACUCCUGCCUAAAGACAUAAAGGAGCUUGAAAGGCAGGAAUUUUACUUUGGUCACAGAAAUGCAAACUAUUGUACUACUGUGAAUUUCUUCGGGCCUAAUGAUGAGUAUGUCAUAAGUGGGAGUUACUGCGGCCAUAUAUUCAUAUGGAAGAAGAAUGGAGGCGAACUAAUUCGUGUGAUGAGGGGCGACUCUGUAGAUGUACAUGACAUUCAGCCGCAUCCGCAUGAUCCUGUCAUUGCAACCUGCGGAUCGGAAAACAAUCUAAAGCUCUGGUCUCCUACAUCAAAUGAUGGUGCAUCUCCAUUGCCUGACAACAUUAUAGAGGAUUCGGUACUUAUUGUCUUCUAUGGCAUCAGUGGUAUAUCUCAUGUUCCUAGAGGUGUAAAAGGAGUUGCUCAUGCUGUCACAACUAGAGCAGUGUUCGAAAUAUCGGAUAUAUCGGCCGAUAUAUCGCCGAUAUUUAGAAUACGAUACGAUAAGAGCGUAUCGGUCAAUAUUUAUCGGUCAACGCAUAAAAACUGA